This is a messenger RNA of Macroventuria anomochaeta, 270 nucleotides long. Its product is annotated as UPF0287-domain-containing protein. The record is from RefSeq and is a predicted model, not a curated record. NCBI's taxonomy places the organism in Eukaryota, Fungi, Ascomycota, Dothideomycetes, Pleosporales, Didymellaceae. The coding region runs from base 1 to 270 and encodes 89 amino acids. The transcript is spliced from 3 exons.
AUGCAUCCCCAUCUCCACACCGAAGAAGUCCAAAAGAACUGCGCCGACGUUGUCGCCGCACUCGACGAAUGCCACGCGCGCGGCUUCCUGUGGAAAGUAACCGGCAACUGCACCGACGCGAAAUACCGAGUAAACAUGUGCCUGCGCGGCUUGCGACUCGAGAAGACGCGGCAGAACCGCGAGGCGGCUAAGGAGAAGAGGACACAUAUUAAGAAAGUCUGGGCCGAGCUGGAUGAGGGGAAUUUUGCGCGCAUAAAGACACAACUGUGA